GCAAGCAAGCAAGCAGCAACUAGCCAGCUCCAAGCCUCCAUCCGACCCAAGAAAAGCAACUAUCUUUUGCUAGAAAAGCAAGGGGGAAAAACAUCCAUCAAUGGCGGCAAGAGCGAGAGCGGUGGCCGCCAUGUCCAGCAGCAGCAGCGUCCUCCUGGCCGCGGCGGUGGCACUGGCGCUGCUGGUGGCGUCGGCGACGGCGCAGUCCGGGUGCACGUCUGUGCUGAUCGGCCUGUACCCGUGCAUGAACUACAUCAGCGGCAGCGGCACGGCGCCGACCAAGUCCUGCUGUUCGCAGCUCGCCUCUGUGGUGCAGUCCCAGCCGCAGUGCCUUUGCAGCGCGCUUGGCGGUGACUCGUCGUCGCUCGGCGGCGUCACCAUCAACAAGACCCGCGCGCUCGAGCUGCCCAACGCCUGCAACGUGCAGACCCCGCCGGCGAGCAAGUGCGACGGCGCUGGUGGUGGCAGUGCUCCCGGCGCCAGUGCCAACACACCGACCACCCCGGCCGGUUUGGGAUCGAAGACGACGCCGUCGGCGUAUCUGCAGGGGAGCGGAGGCUCGUCGCUCCAUGGCCCGGCGGGUAUGGUGUUGGCGCUCGCGAUCGCUGCGGUCUACGCCGUGUCGGCCGUGUGAGCGUCUCGGUUACUGGACUGGAACGCUUGCUGGCCCGGUGAUUCAGAAAUAUGCUUGUUGUGUGGUACUAUUUGGGUUUCCUAUUGGUUUAGCAUGAAGCAAUGGGGGGAGUGCUGAGGAAGAAUAUUCCACAUGAUGUAAUUAUUGGUUCGUUUCGCUGCACACACAAUAAGAAGAGUCUAUUUCACUUUUAACCUUGUUUUUGUCAUUUUUAUAUGGAUUACCCUGUUUA
Molecule: messenger RNA, 866 nt
Organism: Triticum dicoccoides
Lineage: Eukaryota; Viridiplantae; Streptophyta; Magnoliopsida; Poales; Poaceae
Product: non-specific lipid transfer protein GPI-anchored 2-like
Exons: 2
Coding region: 101-634 (177 amino acids)
Biological process (GO): lipid transport
Molecular function (GO): lipid binding
Source: RefSeq, a predicted model, not a curated record